AUUGGCAUUUUAGGUUUUUUUUUGGGAACUCUUUUGUUUUUUUUUUCCCCGAUAAAAAGCGUAUUUUCUGAUACGCGGUUCGGGAUAUCUGGAAUCGCGUUUCGUAGCCGAAUCAGAUUCCGAGCCGCUAAAAUGCGAUGGCGGGCUGGUAGGUGUAGCAGGCGUUUGAUGCAACUAAGGGUCAAUGGCAGGAGGGGAAAAGCAAACUUUACCCAAUUUAUCGAUGACCGGUCUGGAUUUUGUUGCAUCUUAUAUUAUUUAAUUUUUAUAUGUGUUAGAAUUCAUAAUAUUGCAAGCAGGGAAAUGAAAAGCCCGCAGCUAAGGUGAGUGGUGGAUCCCCAUUCUAUCAUCUUUGGGGCCGUUUGAUUCCUUGCUGCUAGAGGUAUUUAGAAAUUGUUCAACAGGAUUGCCAUCCAUGACCGCCAUUAACGAGGGGAUCCAAUUUUGCAUUUUUGACUUAAGAAGGGGACAAAAUGAAGGCCAAGAAAUUGACAAGAUAUUAUUCUUUUACCCUUCUGACUGUCCUUUUCCAAUGCAGCUAUCUGUAAUAGGACUCUGUGAGGGAAUCAUUACUUUUACUAGAAUUUUUUCUCCACAGGCUCCUUGUGAGGUCAUAGAAGCAGAGAGACACUCUCAUGUGUUUUAUGAGGCCGAGUCAGAUAUAUGGAUGGUUAUGGUAGUGGAUAAAAAUAAAGACACUGAAUCUAUUUGGCGAUGUGAUGCCUUACGAGGCAUACUUAAAGAAGUACAUUCUCUAUUCACAAUGUUUCAUGGAUCUCUGCGAGCUUUACUUGAGAAACAACCAAGCGGUGAACUUGCUCGUAACCAUUUAUAUUCCUUUAUAACAGAUUAUCUAACUGAAGACUUUCAUGUUGGGAAAAAAAUUCAAAUGCCGUCCUUCCGUGAUUGUCUGAGUGAGCGCAAAACAGUUCAAAUGCUAACAAUAUCACGGGAAGUGGCAAUUGAAGUUCAGUCACUUGUCACAGUAAUAGGAUCUUUGUGUAUUGGAAACACAAUUUGCAACUCAAUGAUACUAUUUCAAGAUCUGCUGGUGUCAACAACACUCUCUCCUGAUGACACGACAAAUCUGUUUACUUAUGCUGUUCUGAGGUUAACUCCGCAUGCUUUAACUUCCAAUACAAAUUCUUGGUCAUAUUUGCGGAAGGGAACUUCUGCACCUAAUGUUGCUGCAAACUCUGCUGUACCAAAUGCGGGAUUGGCGUCAGAAGGGUAUCAACACAGAUCUCGUGAUACUUCCCCUGGAGGACAAAGUCAGAGAUAUCAUAUACUAAGGCCUCUGCAACGUGACAAAUGGUCUAAAAGAAAGGAUGGUUUUGUUGGCACUGACAUUUGGGGUGCAGAAGUUGGUACUUCCAUUCCUUUGAGCCCAACAUUGUGGCUCCAACGGACAGAGGAGCACGCAUAUCUUUGUGUUUACCAGUAUAGGAAUUUGACUCUUAUACUCCUGAUUCCCGUUUGCUUGAUGACAAAUGGAGAGCAGGGCUUAAGUCUGGUGAAAAAGCAACUUCUUGAAAAUGCAUCACAGAAGAUUGUAAAUGUUGAGGAGAAACUAUCCAGAGGAUGGGGUGGUGAAAAUGCUUAUCAUGUCAGUGGGUAUCGCUACUUACUUGUAGACCGUGAUAUGGGUAUAUCAAGGGCUUCCCCACCAGGAAAAGUCACGACUCUUACAAAGGACUCAUUACUCGCACUUAAUAAGCUAAGAGAAGAGGUUGACUUGGAGAAGUCGAGAGCAAAAAGGGAUAACCCCGACUAUAGAAAAGAUUUUGAAGUGUGUAUUAGAGCCAGAAAUAAUGCUUGGAUAAUUGCCAAGGUUACAAGAGGAAGAGAACUUUAUAUGGCUCUGGAGAAGGCCAAUGAAACACUUCUUUAUGCAUCCGAUGCUGUUGAGAAGUUCAGCAACAGCUUUUUCAAUUGGUCUUGCACCCCAGAAUCUUGCAACUACCUCAUUUAUGAUGGAGGAGAUCAUACCACCAUGAGAUUAGGUGUAAGCUGUUGGCUUUUCCUGCUUGUUUGAAUUGCUAGAUAUAAAAUCUAAUAUUUUAGUCAUUAUGUUGCUAGAAUAAUAACUAGAUUCAUCUUUGUGCAAUGGAAGAUGCCAGCUCUUCAAUAUACUUAUAAACUAUGUCGUUUUGAGAUUUGACACCCUGAUUCAUCAUUUGUCACAAGCUAAGGAAAAUUUUGUGGCUCAUUCUUAGUGCUGGAUAGGAACUUAGAUACUUUUCAGAGGUUGGAAUGAAUCCAUUCAAUGCUAGUUCAUUGUUUAAAUUUGUUCAUUAU
Molecule: messenger RNA, 2298 nt
Organism: Phoenix dactylifera (date palm)
Lineage: Eukaryota; Viridiplantae; Streptophyta; Magnoliopsida; Arecales; Arecaceae
Product: vacuolar fusion protein CCZ1 homolog
Biological process (GO): vesicle-mediated transport
Cellular component (GO): intracellular membrane-bounded organelle; Mon1-Ccz1 complex
Source: RefSeq, a predicted model, not a curated record